AUGGGAGAUUUUGAGUGGUUGUUGUGUUUCUUCAACUCCACUAGCCAGGGUCUCGAUGUUGGUCAGACUAUCUUAAACAGACUGUUGUCGUCGCCAAAUCCGUCGUUCGCCUCUUCUGCACAUUCCAGUUACGAGCUUAAGGAAAUUGCAUCGCAGGAUUAUUCCAACACUACCACAUCGAAAUCGACUAUCUACCGAGGAUCGGACAACUACAAGUAUCAUGGCUGCUACAACGAGACGACGCAGAUUCAAGACUCUGCCGAAUACCGCGCUCUUGCCGAUGGCACCCAUCUUGUCAAAGCCGGAAAGAUGACAGUCCCUAUGUGUCUCGACUUCUGCACUUCAAACGGGACACAAUACAAAUAUGCUGGACUGGAGUGGUCACGCCUUUCAGCAAAGCUCAGCGAUGAUGAUUGUGAGAACCCGUGCGAGGGUAACUCGUCUCAGAUUUGUGGAGGACCACUCAGAUUGAGCGUCUAUCAACUUUCCGAGGGGGAUGCAUCAAAUAGAGGGGCAGUGCUAUCGGUACCAGGAGCCAUACUCAGUCUCUCAAUCGUGGCGCUAUCACUGUUGUCACUGUAA
Molecule: messenger RNA, 582 nt
Organism: Fusarium graminearum PH-1
Lineage: Eukaryota; Fungi; Ascomycota; Sordariomycetes; Hypocreales; Nectriaceae
Exons: 4
Coding region: 1-582 (193 amino acids)
Source: RefSeq, a predicted model, not a curated record